UUUCCAUUUACACCUUCCUUUUUUAUAUAUAACUGGAUAUAAAUAAAUUUCUCUAGAUCAUUAUCUGGAGAACAAUAGUACGUAGCUCUGAAAUUAAGCUUAAACCAGAAGAACAUUGCUUCCCGUAUGAAACUUUGUUCAAAUUAAACUCAUGAUGCGUGCAAGCUAUUUGUUUGUAAUGUAAUGUGUCAACCCCUAAGCCACCUAAGCAUUUUGCUUGGCUCUUAACGCUUUCAUUUCUCCCUCUUUGAUUUUUCAAAACUCAGAUUUUUUAACAGAGCAUCAUAACUAAAAAGAUUGUUUUUUUAGCUGAAAAUUUACAUUUAUAAGUUGCCCACUUGGGAUCUUGGAUCAGUAUCUUGGUGGGAAGUUUGGGGAAUUUAUGAAGUAAAAUUUUGUUGGAUAAAGAUUGGAUCUUUUUAUAUUUCUGGGUACUGCUUAUUUUAGGUUUAUUUUAUUUAGUUGUUGAAGUUUCUUGUUUGUUUUGCUUUGAUUGUUAUGUUGUGAAAGUGAUUUUUUUUUUUUGUGGGACCUUGUUGUUUUGUGUUCCCUAACUCAAUUCUUGAACAAAGCAUCACAAGUUUAAUUUUUAAAGCUUCUUAUUUUAGCUGACAAUCUUGAAAGUUUUACAUGUAUUAGUUGCCCAGUUAGUGAUUUUGAUUAAUCCCUUGCAGCAAAGUUGAGGAGUCGAUGAAGUAUGAUUCUGUUAGGAUAAAGAUUGGAUCUUUUCUAUUUAUGGCUAGUGCAGAGAUUAGUACUGAAUUUGAGGUUUGCGAAACAAUAUGGGAGGACACAUGAGCAAAAAGCCUGGUGAAACUUCAGAUGCAAUCGACAAUUUGCAGUACAAGCUGAAUUCAUAUGAAGCCGCGUGCAGAGCUGACACGGACUUACAAUCCUUUGAUACAGCUCUACAAAGUCAUGUUAUCAAUACCCUUGCUGAUGGGGUUGAAGUUCGAGCACUGUCUUUUGAUUCGUUGAAGGAAGUCAUCAGAUGCCUUUUGGAAAUGAAUCAGGAAGUUGUGAAGGUGAUAUUGGAUUGCAAGGAAGACAUAUGGAAGAAUCAAGAAUUGCUCAAGCUAGUCGAGGAGUAUUUUGAUAAUAGCCUCAAAACUCUGGAUUUCUUGGCUGCUUUAGAGAAAUGUCUAAAACGUGCUUGCGAUAGCCAAUCGCUUAUUCAUGUAGCACUUCAACAAUUUGAAGAGGAAAGUGGGGUUGAAGGGAAUAGAUACACUAAGACUUUAGAGGAACUGAAAAAUUUCAGAGCUGCAGAGGAUCCUUUCACAGAGGAAUUUUUCCAGAUUUUCCUGUCUGUUUAUACACAACAAAUGGUUAUGCUUGAAAAACUGCAGCUAAAAAAGAACAAGCUUGAUAAGAGGUUUAAGUACAUACAUGCUUGGAGAAAAGUGUCAAAUGUUAUAUUUGUGGCUACAUUUGCAACUGUUUUGAUUUGCUCAGUCGUGGCUGCUGUAAUAGCUGCACCUCCGGUCGUGGCUGCUCUGGCUGCUGCAUCGUCAAUUCCGUUGGGAUCAAUGGGAAAAUGGAUAGAUUCCCUUCUCAAGAACUAUGAAGAUGCUCUCAAAGGGCAGAAAGAAUUGGUCAGCACAAUGCAAGUUGGUACUUUUAUCACAAUUAAGGAUUUGGACAGUAUAAGGGUGCUGAUAGAUCGAUUGGAAAUCGAGAUCGAAUCACUCUUGAAGAAAGUUGAGUUUGCUAUUGAUGAAAAUGCUGUUAAGAUUGCUAUAGAAGAGAUCAGGACAAAGUUGGAUGUUUUUAUGAAGAAUGUUGAAGAUCUUGAAGUGCAAGCUGAUGUGUGUAGCAGGGAUAUUCGUAGGGCUAGAACUGUAAUCUUACAAAGGAUUAUCGAACUACCGAACCAUUGAAGAUACAGAAGGUUACAGCAUGCUGAAUUUGCCUUGGCACUGAAACAUUUCUCUGCUUUUCAUAGUUUGUGAUGUUAAAUAUGGGACUUUAAUCUGAAACAUGUAUCAUGGUUAGAGGACUCUUUAGCCUUUAUACCAUCAAGAGUAAGAUUUAUUGGAUUCUUUUUUAAAGUA
Messenger RNA from Lycium ferocissimum, 2054 nucleotides. RefSeq names its product UPF0496 protein At4g34320-like. The transcript is spliced from 2 exons. The record is from RefSeq and is a predicted model, not a curated record. The coding region runs from base 783 to 1880 and encodes 365 amino acids. Lineage: Eukaryota; Viridiplantae; Streptophyta; Magnoliopsida; Solanales; Solanaceae.